This is a messenger RNA of Phascolarctos cinereus (koala), 1497 nucleotides long. Lineage: Eukaryota; Metazoa; Chordata; Mammalia; Diprotodontia; Phascolarctidae. The record is from RefSeq and is a predicted model, not a curated record.
AUGUGAUGUUAAGAUGUCCCUGGGGAGGAGAGGUGGAACGUCACUCCUAUGACAGGUGGAACGUGACAAACACUGGAGCAGAGAAAAAGAGCAACAGGUUCCUGUGGCUCCUCUCCUCGGACCCCCGCGAGCAAACCGCCAGCUCUCCAUUGCAUUCUGGAUUUCUGCUCACUUGGCUUUUGCUCAGUGUCUCAGGUGCAGCUAGGUUCUAGGGCCCCUUGGAGAAACCGUGAAGAGUUCCAGUCUUGUACCAUGACUCCAAGAAACAAAAUGAGAUCGAGUUCAGCACUGGGAAGGUUAGAGACCUCUGAGGACUGGAGCAUCCUGAAUGCAGCUGCAGUUGUUGCUGAGUCAGUGGUUCCUCGGGCUCCAUCCUGUCUGGCUGGGCUGAGGUCACAGAAGGCAGAAACUCAGAGACCAGCCCCUCCAGACUGGCUGCUGAAGGAGUACCUGAAAGGGCAAAGGAUGAGAAGCCAUUCUGUAGACAUGGAAGACGUAGCCCAGGGGAAAACUCCACCACCUCACGCGGACCUGACCAGGAGCCUGAGGAGAGGAAAGAUUGAACAUCAAGUGACCCUGGAAGAUCUGAAAAAACUAAACAUAGCCUUUCAGGAAUUUGAAAAAAGAGGCCGAAAGUUCUUGGACACGGACACGUUCAUAUGGAUAAUGAAGAAGUGUGUGAAGUCACCUAACAAAAGUAAUGAGCAAAUAGAACAACUUUUCAUGAAAAUAGAUUAUGCGGCAACUGGUGGAAUUCGGUGGGAUGACUUCUGUACCUACCUACAGCUAGAGUAUUCAGAACAGUCUGGCUUAUUGGCCCGGCAGAAAGAGGUUUACUUUGCCAUGCCUGCAUUGUCCCAGGGGCUAUCUCACAGUGGGCCUGUCCUUCGAAUUUUCUCUCUGCCUGAUGAUACUUUAAUCAUGAUGGGAGAACAUGGAGUCAUUUCUUUCUGGUCGCCACAGCUGACAUUGAAAAGAAGAAAGCUGGUUUUCGACAAAGCCAUUAACCGGAAAUCUAAGUGGGUGACGGAUUUUAUAAGCAUGCCACAGUAUAACAAACUGCUCGUUGGGACUGGAGAUCGUGAAAUCCAGCUGUAUGAACUCUCCAAUAUGGAGCCUUAUUGUCAGAUUGGCAGCUUGGAUAGCAUACCUCUGAAACUAGACUACUGUUACGUGGAUCCCGACAAAUGCUUGAUUUUGUAUGGCGAUGACCAGGGAUGCGUGAACAUUCUGUUUUUGGCUUCUGUGGGAGAGCUAUUAAGAACCUGGAAGAAGCUGCCUCCAGUAGAAAACAUGCCAACUGUUAGAAUUGGCAGUGCAUUGUGUUCUCCCAAUGUCAAAUAUGUUCGUUGGAAAGUACACGAAGACUGGGUGACUCAGUUGAACUACUAUGAUUCCAUUCAACUCGUCAUUUCUGCCUCUAUCCACGAGCCUACUGCUCUAGUAAUAGUGAUUCACCCCUACAGCAGCCUGCUGCCCCACAAGCUUAGGAACUAG